AGUGGACUAGGAAACUCUUUGAUCUAAACAAAACCCCUGUGUAUUACUGGGUAGGUUACAAUAUUGGCAACACUCACAACUGAUUUAUACUACAAUAUUUACACUGAUGACCCAUCCCUGGGGGUGUUCAAGGCCAGGUUGGAUGAGGCUUUGAGCUAUCUAACCUAAGAGAAGGUGUCCCUGACCCAUGGCAGGGGGGUCAGAACUGGAUGAUCUUUAAGGUCCCUUCCAAGCCAAAUUAUUCCUUAAUUCUGUGAUUCUAUGGUUAAAUGAAAACUCCAAUAUCACACAUUAUUAUUAUUCAAACCAGUUUAUUUUUAGCCAAGAUAGCCACAAUAGCAGCAUCCUUGACUAUCUGGAUCUCCACUGUCACCUAAGGUAAUCACGGCUGCUGCAAUCAAACGGCCUCACAUUUUCUCGGACUCUUACACAAACAGUAAAUACAGAUGCUUAGUAAAGACCAGGCUAAGAACACUGCUUCUAUAGCAGGCCCAGUCUGCUGUGUGUCAGACACAAAAUCAAGCCCCAGACAACACCGGAAUGCACUGAGCACAUCAGAAUGAUGUGUUCUGUGCAGCCCCUGGCAGUCAAGCAUCCCUCGCAAAGCACUCUGCCACAGGGUCACGGCCCAGCCACUGACACAGGAAGUAGUUACUACUACAAAAAAUGAAAUAUUUCUUAUUUAAGCUGAAGUAGAAUUAAGUUUCACCUAAGUAAAAGUGUUCUUUAGAAGUUAGACCGAAUGUUCCUCUGAUGGCCAAAAGGCGAACUGUGUCUUGUGGUGCAUCAAAACAAGCGUGGCCAGCAGGGCGAGAGAGGUGAUUCUGCCCCUCUAUUCCUCUCUUGUGAGACCCUAGCUGGAGUCCUGUGUCCAGUUCUGGAAUCCUCAACAUAAGGAGGAUAUGGAACUGUUGGAACAGGUCUAGAAGAGGGCUACAAAGAUGAUCAGAGGGCUGGAGCACCUCCCAUACGAGGGCAGGCUGAGAGAGUUGGGGUUAUUCAACCUUCCAGUAUCUGAACAGGCUACAAGGAAGCUGAGAAGGAAGCGUUUACAAAGACUUGUAGCAGUAGGACCAGGCACAAUAGGUAUUAACUGGAGAGAGGCAGAUUUAGGCUAGUCAUAAACAGGAAUGGCAGUUCCUGGAGAGCAAUUUCUUCAUGAUGGGAGUGGUGAGGCACCGGCACAGGUUGCCCAAGGAGGCUGUGGCUGCCUCAUCCCUGGAGGUGUUCAAGGCCAGGUUGGAUGGGGCCUUGUGCAGCCUGAUCUAAUGGGAUUUGUCCCUGCCCAUGGCAUGGGUGUUAGAACUAGAUGAUCUUUAAGGGCCCUUCCAAGCCAAACAAUUCUAUAAUUCUAUGACAGCAUGUUUUCUUUUUCUUCAGACACUGACCAUCCUCUGAAGCUGGUAACGCCUUGUGUGCAGUGUGAUCUGUAAUGAACAGAUGCUCUGCAAUCACCUGUUUGCAGUCUCUCUCCACCUCAAAGGCAAGAUCAGGCAGAGCUGGAGUCAGCUCUAAAUUUGACUGUUCCAAAGUUCAUAAUCGUAUUAAAAUUAAUCCUUGAAAAUAUUAGAAUAUGCACAAGACUUCUGGGAAAAUUCCUCCACAGGCAUGUAAGUGAGAAACAUAUUGUGCCCCAGCUUGUCUGGCUGCACACGAUGGAUGGCGACCGCCCGCAGCUGCCCAGGCCGGAUGAAGGAUGCCGCUUUCUACACCUCCAAGACGAGCCUUGUAGACGUUUAUUCGCGGCACUUUCGAUGCCCCCCGCGCUGCCCCGAGCGGCGCCGCCACCUCCCCACGUGACCGCGCGGCUCGCGCUGCCGGCCCGCCCCACGGCCUCCCUCCCGUGCAGCUGAAAGGAGGAAAGGAUUAUGGCACAGGCUCACAGUUUGGGGAAGAAAUACAUUAAAGCCUUUUUUAAAGGUUUCUUUGUUGCUGUCCCAGUAACAGUGACUUUCCUGGAUAGAGUUGCCUGCAUAGCCAGAGUGGAAGGAGCAUCAAUGCAGCCUUCUUUGAAUCCUGGAGGAAGGCAAGCAUCUGAUGUAGUGCUUUUAAACCACUGGAGUAUUCGAAAUUAUGAUGUACAACGUGGGGACAUUGUGUCAUUGGUGUCUCCUAGAAACCCGGAACAGAAGAUCAUUAAACGAGUGAUUGCUCUUGAAGGAGACAUUAUCAAAACCAUUGGAUACAAAAAGAAGUAUGUGAAAAUUCCACAUGGGCAUAUUUGGGUGGAAGGUGAUCACCAUGGACAUAGCUUUGACAGCAAUGCUUUUGGCCCGGUUUCUCUUGGACUUCUACAUGCUCGAGCUACUCAUAUCCUCUGGCCUCCACAACGCUGGCAGAAGUUACAGCCGGUGCUGCCUCCGGAGCGCAAACCACUCCAGAGUGAACAAGAGUGAUCUGAACGUUCAGACAGAAAAAUUCUGAAAUUUAACCAGAAAGAGUUGCAGUGUUUAUACCAUCAUCUGCAAGAGCUUUGCCAAAUGUGUUUAAACAUUAGGUAUCGUAUCAGCAAAUACACGUGACACCUUCCUGUUGAAAUGCCCCCUUACGCAUAUUUUUUUUCUGGGUUUGUAUUUGUUUUGUUGUUUGAUGUUCUUAAAAAAAAAUCUCAAAGUGUAGUGCUUCUUGCAUUGUUUUGGUUUUAAAUAAUUCGUUGUAGAAGGCUUGAUUGUUCAAUUUUUAGGGGAACAGUAAAAUGCUUGACUUGUUAUGACUGUACCUGUUCUUCUCUGGAUAAGAAAUUCAAUAAAAUAUUUUAAUCUUUUAUAUUCAGCUUGUUUCUUGAGCAACUGAAUGGAACUUUUAUCAUUAUCUUUGAUUGCAUAUGAAAAAAUAUAAGCAUGUAAUAUGCUUUGGAUUGUCCUGUAAUUUCUAAUACCAAAGAAUCGACACUUCUGUAGCUGAAAAGUUAAUUGUAUUUGUCAUAUUUGUUUUAAAAAAAGCUAAUGAGUGUUUUUUUCCCUUUUAAUGCAACUUUUAUUUAUUAUUAAACUUAGUACUGAAAUUAUUUUUAAUUUCUUUUUCAGGAGUGUUUUAUAUAAACAUUCCUUAUAUAUUUUCAUGAAGUAGAUUUUCAGUUAAAAUAUGCAAAUUAUAUUGACCUACCUAAAAGCAGUGUUUCAUUCAUUUUUCAAGUACAGUAAAUAACUGCUAGUAUCGAUUGCCACAUUUCUAAUGUAAUGUAAGAUUAUAAAUCUAUACAAUUAAUACUAUAAACCUAUAAUUCGUGUUAUAAAUACACUCUGUGAAUAUGUAGUAAAGCUUCUGCAUAAAUUAUAAGUGAAAAGAACUUGAAAAAUGGCACAUUUUCAGAUGCAGAUUAAUAUAAAUCAGUUUAUUUUUGUAUUUAUUGGAUUUUACUUCAGACAGGAUAGUACUUUAAAAAUCUGACAAGUCACACGUAAGAUCUUUAAACAUUUCAGCUAAAAUCAUGCAAUUGUCAGAACUUCAGAUGAGACAAAAAUAAGUCCAUAGCUAUUUGAAGGCACACAUCUGCGUAUUGGUUAGAUUGCAGGUUCAAUCACUGUGAAAACUCUCCAUUACUGUCUAAACCUCUUCUUAAAUGCUCCAGUUCUGUAGCCCUGAACACUUUACUUUCUGCAUAUGCCAUAAUC
This is a messenger RNA of Cuculus canorus (common cuckoo), 3614 nucleotides long. It is a transcript of the gene IMMP2L, whose product is annotated as inner mitochondrial membrane peptidase subunit 2. Gene Ontology annotation, cellular component: mitochondrial inner membrane peptidase complex; membrane. The coding region runs from base 1869 to 2396 and encodes 175 amino acids. The record is from RefSeq and is a predicted model, not a curated record. Gene Ontology annotation, biological process: mitochondrial respiratory chain complex assembly. NCBI's taxonomy places the organism in Eukaryota, Metazoa, Chordata, Aves, Cuculiformes, Cuculidae. The transcript is spliced from 6 exons. Gene Ontology annotation, molecular function: serine-type endopeptidase activity.